UCUUACAGAGAACUCAUCACGAACUCGAGCCGGCUGCAAUCGCUGGGCUACACGCUGAUCUCAAGCCCUGUUUUUAAGUCAUGAGUCAUGAUACGUUUAUGGAAAAUUUUGCUUACUGACGUCAGCGAUAAGGCAAGUACUGAAAGCCUAUUUAUAUACCUUGUGAAUAAGUGUGAUGAUGACAAGCAUUCAUUGGCGGAAAGAGUGAUGGCAAACUCCCAAUCCCAAUCCCAAUCCCAGUGCUGUGAUAAUCCACCCACAUUGAACCCCUCCGCCGGCCAUGGUUCCGUCGUCGAGAACCUCGGAGGACUCAAGGCCUACACUGCCGGCUCCCCGGAAUCCAAACUCGCUGUGCUACUUGUUUCCGAUGUUUACGGUUUUGAAGCACCAAAUUUAAGGAAACUGGCUGGUUAAAGGUUAGUGAACAUA
This is a messenger RNA of Dioscorea cayenensis subsp. rotundata (Guinea yam), 429 nucleotides long. Its product is annotated as endo-1,3;1,4-beta-D-glucanase-like. The transcript is spliced from 3 exons. The record is from RefSeq and is a predicted model, not a curated record. NCBI's taxonomy places the organism in Eukaryota, Viridiplantae, Streptophyta, Magnoliopsida, Dioscoreales, Dioscoreaceae. Bases 88 to 414 code for a protein of 108 amino acids.